This is a messenger RNA of Closterium sp. Naga37s-1, 6381 nucleotides long. The record is from the annotation of a GenBank genome assembly. Lineage: Eukaryota; Viridiplantae; Streptophyta; Zygnematophyceae; Desmidiales; Closteriaceae.
AUGGAGGGAAGAGGGCAUAGAGAGCAAGCUCCUGCAUGGAUACGGAUCCUUAGGAAGGAGAGAAUGGACCGCUGCAACGGUCGAGGGAGCAUGGAUGCAGGGGAGCAUGGGUGCAUGGUGCAGGGGAGCAUGGAUGCAGGGGAGCAUGGGUGCAUGGUGCAGGGGAGCAUGGAUGCAGGGGAGCAUGGGUGCAUGGUGCAGGGGAGCAUGGAUGCAGGGGAGCAUGGGUGCAUGGUGCAGGGGAGCAUGGAUGCAGGGGAGCAUGGGUGCAUGGUGCAGGGGAGCAUGGAUGCAGGGGAGCAUGGGUGCAUGGUGCAGGGGAGCAUGGAUGCAGGGGAGCAUGGGUGCAUGGUGCAGGGGAGCAUGGAUGCAGGGGAGCAUGGGUGCAUGGGGAGCAUGGAUGCAGGGGAGCAUGGGUGCAUGGUGCAGGGGAGCAUGGAUGCAGGGGAGCAUGGGUGCAUGGUGCAGGGGAGCAUGGAUGCAGGGGAGCAUGGGUGCAUGGUGCAGGGGAGCAUGGAUGCAGGGGAGCAUGGGUGCAUGGUGCAGGGGAGCAUGGAUGCAGGGGAGCAUGGGUGCAUGGUGCAGGGGAGCAUGGAUGCAGGGGAGCAUGGGUGCAUGGUGCAGGGGAGCAUGGAUGCAGGGGAGCAUGGGUGCAUGGUGCAGGGGAGCAUGGAUGCAGGGGAGCAUGGGUGCAUGGUGCAGGGGAGCAUGGAUGCAGGGGAGCAUGGGUGCAUGGUGCAGGGGAGCAUGGAUGCAGGGGAGCAUGGGUGCAUGGUGCAGGGGAGCAUGGAUGCAGGGGAGCAUGGGUGCAUGGUGCAGGGGAGCAUGGAUGCAGGGGAGCAUGGGUGCAUGGGGAGCAUGGAUGCAGGGGAGCAUGGGUGCAUGGUGCAGGGGAGCAUGGAUGCAGGGGAGCAUGGGUGCAUGGUGCAGGGGAGCAUGGAUGCAGGGGAGCAUGGGUGCAUGGUGCAGGGGAGCAUGGAUGCAGGGGAGCAUGGGUGCAUGGUGCAGGGGAGCAUGGAUGCAGGGGAGCAUGGGUGCAUGGUGCAGGGGAGCAUGGAUGCAGGGGAGCAUGGGUGCAUGGUGCAGGGGAGCAUGGAUGCAGGGGAGCAUGGGUGCAUGGUGCAGGGGAGCAUGGAUGCAGGGGAGCAUGGGUGCAUGGUGCAGGGGAGCAUGGAUGCAGGGGAGCAUGGGUGCAUGGUGCAGGGGAGCAUGGAUGCAGGGGAGCAUGGGUGCAUGGUGCAGGGGAGCAUGGAUGCAGGGGAGCAUGGGUGCAUGGUGCAGGGGAGCAUGGAUGCAGGGGAGCAUGGGUGCAUGGUGCAGGGGAGCAUGGAUGCAGGGGAGCAUGGGUGCAUGGUGCAGGGGAGCAUGGAUGCAGGGGAGCAUGGGUGCAUGGUGCAGGGGAGCAUGGAUGCAGGGGAGCAUGGGUGCAUGGUGCAGGGGAGCAUGGAUGCAGGGGAGCAUGGGUGCAUGGUGCAGGGGAGCAUGGAUGCAGGGGAGCAUGGGUGCAUGGUGCAGGGGAGCAUGGAUGCAGGGGAGCAUGGGUGCAUGGUGCAGGGGAGCAUGGAUGCAGGGGAGCAUGGGUGCAUGGUGCAGGGGAGCAUGGAUGCAGGGGAGCAUGGGUGCAUGGUGCAGGGGAGCAUGGAUGCAGGGGAGCAUGGGUGCAUGGUGCAGGGGAGCAUGGAUGCAGGGGAGCAUGGGUGCAUGGUGCAGGGGAGCAUGGAUGCAGGGGAGCAUGGGUGCAUGGUGCAGGGGAGCAUGGAUGCAGGGGAGCAUGGGUGCAUGGUGCAGGGGAGCAUGGAUGCAGGGGAGCAUGGGAGCAUGGUGCAGGGGAGCAUGGAUGCAGGGGAGCAUGGGUGCAUGGUGCAGGGGAGCAUGGAUGCAGGGGAGCAUGGGUGCAUGGUGCAGGGGAGCAUGGAUGCAGGGGAGCAUGGGAGCAUGGGUGCAGGGGAGCAUGGGAGUAUGGGUGCAGGGGAGCAUGGGAGCAUGGGUGCAGGGGAGCAUGGGAGCAUGGGUGCAGGGGAGCAUGGGAGCAUGGGUGCAGGGGAGCAUGGGAGCAUGGGCGUAGGGGAGCAUGGGAGCAUGGGUGCAGGGGAGCAUGGGAGCAUGGUGCAGGGGAGCAUGGAUGCAGGGGAGCAUGGGUGCAUGGUGCAGGGGAGCAUGGAUGCAGGGGAGCAUGGGUGCAUGGUGCAGGGGAGCAUGGAUGCAGGGGAGCAUGGGUGCAUGGUGCAGGGGAGCAUGGAUGCAGGGGAGCAUGGGUGCAUGGUGCAGGGGAGCAUGGAUGCAGGGGAGCAUGGGUGCAUGGUGCAGGGGAGCAUGGAUGCAGGGGAGCAUGGGUGCAUGGUGCAGGGGAGCAUGGAUGCAGGGGAGCAUGGGAGCAUGGUGCAGGGGAGCAUGGAUGCAGGGGAGCAUGGGUGCAUGGUGCAGGGGAGCAUGGAUGCAGGGGAGCAUGGGUGCAUGGUGCAGGGGAGCAUGGAUGCAGGGGAGCAUGGGAGCAUGGGUGCAGGGGAGCAUGGGAGUAUGGGUGCAGGGGAGCAAGGGAGCAUGGGUGCAGGGGAGCAUGGGAGCAUGGGUGCAGGGGAGCAUGGGAGCAUGGGUGCAGGGGAGCAUGGGAGCAUGGGCGUAGGGGAGCAUGGGAGCAUGGGUGCAGGGGAGCAUGGGAGCAUGGGUGCAUGGGACCAUGAGAGCAUGGGUGCACGGGAGCAUGGGAGCAUGGGUGCAGGAGAGCAUGGGAGCAUGGGUGCAGGGGAGCAUGGGAGCAUGGGUGCAGGGGAGCAUGGGAGCAUGGAUGCAGGGGAGCAUGGGUGCAUGGUGCAGGGGAGCAUGGAUGCAGGGGAGCAUGGGUGCAUGGUGCAGGGGAGCAUGGAUGCAGGGGAGCAUGGGUGCAUGGUGCAGGGGAGCAUGGAUGCAGGGGAGCAUGGGUGCAUGGUGCAGGGGAGCAUGGAUGCAGGGGAGCAUGGGUGCAUGGUGCAGGGGAGCAUGGAUGCAGGGGAGCAUGGGUGCAUGGUGCAGGGGAGCAUGGAUGCAGGGGAGCAUGGGUGCAUGGUGCAGGGGAGCAUGGAUGCAGGGGAGCAUGGGAGCAUGGUGCAGGGGAGCAUGGAUGCAGGGGAGCAUGGGUGCAUGGUGCAGGGGAGCAUGGAUGCAGGGGAGCAUGGGUGCAUGGUGCAGGGGAGCAUGGAUGCAGGGGAGCAUGGGAGCAUGGGUGCAGGGGAGCAUGGGAGUAUGGGUGCAGGGGAGCAUGGGAGCAUGGGUGCAGGGGAGCAUGGGAGCAUGGGUGCAGGGGAGCAUGGGAGCAUGGGUGCAGGGGAGCAUGGGAGCAUGGGCGUAGGGGAGCAUGGGAGCAUGGGUGCAGGGGAGCAUGGGAGCAUGGGUGCAUGGGACCAUGAGAGCAUGGGUGCACGGGAGCAUGGGAGCAUGGGUGCAGGAGAGCAUGGGAGCAUGGGUGCAGGGGAGCAUGGGAGCAUGGUGCAGGGGAGCAUGGAUGCAGGGGAGCAUGGGAGCAUGGGUGCAGGGGAGCAUGGGAGUAUGGGUGCAGGGGAGCAUGGGAGCAUGGGUGCAGGGGAGCAUGGGAGCAUGGGUGCAGGGGAGCAUGGGAGCAUGGGUGCAGGGGAGCAUGGGAGCAUGGGCGUAGGGGAGCAUGGGAGCAUGGGUGCAGGGGAGCAUGGGAGCAUGGGUGCAUGGGACCAUGAGAGCAUGGGUGCACGGGAGCAUGGGAGCAUGGGUGCAGGAGAGCAUGGGAGUAUGGGUGCAGGGGAGCAUGGGAGCAUGGGUGCAGGGGAGCAUGGGAGCAUGGGUGCAUGGGAGCAUGAGAGCAUGGGUGCAGGGGAGCAUGGGAGCAUGGAUGCAGGAGAGCAUGGGAGCAUGGGGGAGCAUGGGAGCAUGGGUGCAGGGGAGCAUGGGAGUAUGGGUGCAGGGGAGCAUGGGAGCAUGGGUGCAGGGGAGCAUGGGAGCAUGGGUGCAGGGGAGCAUGGGAGCAUGGGCGUAGGGGAGCAUGGGAGCAUGGGUGCAGGGGAGCAUGGGAGCAUGGGUGCAUGGGACCAUGAGAGCAUGGGUGCACGGGAGCAUGGGAGCAUGGGUGCAGGAGAGCAUGGGAGUAUGGGUGCAGGGGAGCAUGGGAGCAUGGGUGCAGGGGAGCAUGGGAGCAUGGGUGCAUGGGACCAUGAGAGCAUGGGUGCACGGGAGCAUGGGAGCAUGGGUGCAGGAGAGCAUGGGAGUAUGGGUGCAGGGGAGCAUGGGAGCAUGGGUGCAGGGGAGCAUGGGAGCAUGUGUGCAGGGGAGCAUGGGAGCAUGGGUGCAGGGGAGCAUGGGAGCAUGGGUGCAGGGGAGCAUGGGAGCAUGGGGGAGCAUGGGAGCAUGGGUGCAGGGGAGCAUGGGAGUAUGGGUGCAGGGGAGCAUGGGAGCAUGGGUGCAGGGGAGCAUGGGAGCAUGGGUGCAGGGGAGCAUGGGAGCAUGGGUGCAGGGGAGCAUGGGAGCAUGGGCGUAGGGGAGCAUGGGAGCAUGGGUGCAGGGGAGCAUGGGAGCAUGGGUGCAUGGGACCAUGAGAGCAUGGGUGCACGGGAGCAUGGGAGCAUGGGUGCAGGAGAGCAUGGGAGUAUGGGUGCAGGGGAGCAUGGGAGCAUGGGUGCAGGGGAGCAUGGGAGCAUGUGUGCAGGGGAGCAUGGGAGCAUGGGUGCAGGGGAGCAUGGGAGCAUGGGGGAGCAUGGGAGCAUGGGUGCAGGGGAGCAUGGGAGCAUGGGAGCAUGGGUGCAGGGGAGCAUGGGAGCAUGGGUGCAGGGGAGCAUGGGUGCAGGGAGCAUGGGUGCAGGGGAGCAUGGGAGCAUGGGUGCAGGGGAGCAUGGGAGCAUGGGAGCAUGGGUGCAGGGGAGCAUGGGAGCGUGGGUGCAGGGGAGCAUGGGAGCAUGGGUGCAGGGUAGCAUGGGAGCAUGGGUGCAUGGGAGCAUGAGAGCAUGGGUGCAGGGGAGCAUGGGAGCAUGGAUGCAGGAGAGCAUGGGAGCAUGGGUGCAGGGGAGCAUGGGAGCAUGGUGCAGGGGAGCAUGGAUGCAGGGGAGCAUGGAUGCAGGGGAGCAUGGGAGCAUGGGUGCAGGGGAGCAUGGGAGUAUGGGUGCAGGGGAGCAUGGGAGCAUGGGUGCAGGGGAGCAUGGGAGCAUGGGUGCAGGGGAGCAUGGGAGCAUGGGUGCAGGGGAGCAUGGGAGCAUGGGCGUAGGGGAGCAUGGGAGCAUGGGUGCAGGGGAGCAUGGGAGCAUGGGUGCAUGGGACCAUGAGAGCAUGGGUGCACGGGAGCAUGGGAGCAUGGGUGCAGGAGAGCAUGGGAGUAUGGGUGCAGGGGAGCAUGGGAGCAUGGGUGCAGGGGAGCAUGGGAGCAUGUGUGCAGGGGAGCAUGGGAGCAUGGGUGCAGGGGAGCAUGGGAGCAUGGGUGCAGGGGAGCAUGGGAGCAUGGGGGAGCAUGGGAGCAUGGGUGCAGGGGAGCAUGGGAGCAUGGGUGCAGGGGAGCAUGGGUGCAUGGGUGCAUGGGAGCAUGAGAGCAUGGGUGCAGGGGAGCAUGGGAGCAUGGAUGCAGGAGAGCAUGGGAGCAUGGGUGCAGGGGAGCAUGGGAGCAUGGGUGCAGGGGAGCAUGGGAGCAUGGGAGCAUGGGUGCAGGGGAGCAUGGGAGCAUGGGUGCAGGGGAGCAUGGGGGAGCAUGGGAGCAUGGGGGAGCAUGGGAGCGUGGGUGCAGGGGAGCAUGGGAGCAUGGGUGCAGGGGAGCAUGGGAGCAUGGGUGCAUGGGAGCAUGAGAGCAUGGGUGCAGGGGAGCAUGGGAGCAUGGAUGCAGGAGAGCAUGGGAGCAUGGGUGCAGGGGAGCAUGGGAGCAUGGGUGCAGGGGAGCAUGGGAGCAUGGGUGCAGGGGAGCAUGGGAGCAUUGGUGCAGGGGAGCAUGGGAGCAUGGGUGCAGGGGAACAUGGGAGCAUGAGUGCAGGGGAGCAUGGGAGCAUGGGUGCAGGGGAGCAUGGGAGCAUGGGUGCAGGGGAGCAUGGGAGCAUGGGUUCAGGGGAGCAUGGGAGCAUGGGAGCAUGGGUGCAGGGGAGCAUGGGAGCAUGGGAGACAGAGGGAGUGGAAGCGUGUGGGAAGGGGAGUGGAAGCGUGGGGGAAGGGGAGUGGAAGGUGGAGGAAGGGGGAGUGAAACUGUGGGGGAAGGGGAGUGAAAGCGUGGGGGAAGGGGAGUGGAAGCGUGCGAGAAAGGGAGUGGAAGCGUGGGGGAAGGGGAAUGGAAGCGUAGGGGAAGGGGAUUGGAAGCGUGGGGGAAGGGGAGUGGAAGCGUGGGCACAGGGGAGCAUUACAGCAAAGGAGCAGCGGGGCAUGAGGGCAAGGGAGGAGCACAACGGGGGAGCAGUGGGGCGUGAGAGGUGA